This is a messenger RNA of Physcomitrium patens, 1278 nucleotides long. RefSeq lists its product as uncharacterized. NCBI's taxonomy places the organism in Eukaryota, Viridiplantae, Streptophyta, Bryopsida, Funariales, Funariaceae. The record is from RefSeq and is a predicted model, not a curated record.
CACGACUUGUUGCAACGAAAGCAGGGUGGUCAGCUUGGAGUGAGCUCAUUGGAGAUGGUGGGUGAGAAAGGGCUGGUGAUGAGAUGUGCUUAAUGCGUGUGUAGGGUCCGGUUUCUGGGGAAGUUUCAGCUGACGCACUGAAAACUGCAGAAUUUGCAAGAUUCAAUGUGACAAGGAGCUGGAGAUUGCCGGUGAACUGGAGUUGUUUGCAGGAAGAGCUGCACUUUUGGGAUUCAAAAGGUUACGACCGAAUAGUCAUGGAACAUAAGGCGGAAAAGGACAUGGAGAAGGAGAGGAUUGUAGAUGUAAAGUCAGCUCCAGAAGAUGCUGAAGUCAAGGCCAGUAAGCCUUUGUACAGACGCUGGAAAUUCCGGUUAUGUUGCGGACUCGGAGUCGGAUUUGUCUUUCUGGUUGGCAUCCUCUUCAUCAUCCUUUUCUUUACAGUGUUCAAGGCAAGGGAUCCGAUCAUUUGGAUCAAUGGCGUGAGACUCGCUGACCUCAACAUCACUUACGGAACCUUUAUACCUCAUGUUCAAUUGAAGCUGGACAUGAACCUCACGGUUCAUAACCCUAAUAGAGCAGAUUACAAGUAUAGCAACAGCUCAACGAUUGUGUUCUACCAGCAGAUUCAAGUUGGCCAUGCUGACAUACCUGCUGGCCAACUCGGCGCUGGCAAAACGAAAACCCAGAUUGUGACGUUGAAUGUGCAAGCAGACAAGUUCCUUGAAGGCUCAAAUUUCACGAAAGACUUCGUUUCAGGUAUAAUUCCUGUAUCCGCCACGACGAGAGUAAGGGGGGAAGUGAACGUGCUCAACAUAUACAAGGGCCAUGGUGUGUCCUACUCCUGGUGUAACAUGUCUGUUUUCAUAGUAAAUCAAACGCUUGCCAGUUUCCACUGUAGUUACGCUCUUCAUCACGGGUAAAUCCCAAUGAUCUGAAGCUUAUGGGGCGAGUUUUUGAGAUUUUGCCAAAUACCGUAAUUAGAUGUCAUGACGGGAAACAGCAGGGGAGGCUUUGAUAGUUGCUUGGAUCUACGCAUGUUACCGAAUGUCUUUUCGGUGUGAUGAAAGCGGUGGAUUCACAUCUUUUCCACGAUCAUCUUAAGUUUUGAUCUAAAAGAGAGCUAGUCACGAUGAAUAUGUACAGGAUCUUAUACUGUCUAUAGCGGUGAAAACCACGAUCUCAUGGGACCAUGUGUCGGUGUUAUGUCAAAACUUUGAGGGACUGCUUUAUAAUAUCCACGAGGAAGAGUUAUACUAAAGCCUCCUUUCCUAUGCA